Molecule: messenger RNA, 1049 nt
Organism: Thalassophryne amazonica
Lineage: Eukaryota; Metazoa; Chordata; Actinopteri; Batrachoidiformes; Batrachoididae
Exons: 8
Coding region: 285-1049 (254 amino acids)
Source: RefSeq, a predicted model, not a curated record
CUGAUGUGGGACAAUUCCUUGCUUGGCUGAAAACUCUCGGUCCCCCUUUGUCACUCAAUGAGUCUGCCACUCUUACCAACAUUGACCACACCACAGUGUGUCCUCGAAUUGGGAAUGAAUUCCUUUGCUUUUGUGAGGCGCAGUUUACUUGGUCACAAAGACAGUGCAGCAGCUCUACAAGGUGUGAUGACAGCACUAAGGACCUGUGUAGAUGCAUCGUCAAGACUGACCCAUUAGAUAACCAGUUCUGCCAGCCACCAAUUGAAAGGAAAGAAGAGUUUACCAUGGACAUUACUUUUGAUACAUCUUUCAAUAACCCAGAUCAUACAAUGUUCAAAGAAAUUUCCACCUCUAUAAAAAAUAAUGCUGAGCGGUACUUCCCAACUCUAGUCGCAGCAGGGUUAACUGGCUUCCGUUCUGGGAGCACCAUUGCUCAGUAUUCAAUCAAUGCAACUUCUUUUUUAGCAGCAGACUUUGAAAAUUUCAGAAGAGGGAUUAUAACAGAUUUGGGAAGAAAAUUCAACAUGAUAGUAGACAGUAGCGUACCUCUACAGUUUUCUUCUAAUGUGACAAUUGCUGAAGAAAAAUUGAAUGUGAUAUGUGGCCCUCCCCCAGAAGACCUAAAAUUUAUGUCAAACUGGACUUCAGAGUGGAGACAUGAUGGAGAGAUAAUAAUCCCUUCAAGAAGAAUAAUCAUUUCAGAUGGAGAUGGAAACUCACUUGUACAGUCAGUACUAACUGUGCUUGGACUUGUAUCAAGUGACAGUGGACUGUAUGAGUGCUUGUUGAAAGAUGAGAUUGUUUUCCUUCAAGUUUCUUCAAAAGCACUCAUUGUUGAAGAAAAACCAGUGAUCGAAGUAAAUACAAUCAGGAAAGCUGUCCAUUGUGAGGUUGGACAUGAUAUCGUUGUACCACUGGAAUGCUCUGUUCAAAGCAUAUACAACAUCGAGUUGGUGCGGACUGAUGACUCCGUAGCAGAUCCAAGCAAUCCUGUGGAAACAGGCGGCAGUGAAAUUAAGUAUGAUUUUAAAAUGGGUGUAAAAACCUGA